Molecule: messenger RNA, 2645 nt
Organism: Trichoderma reesei QM6a
Lineage: Eukaryota; Fungi; Ascomycota; Sordariomycetes; Hypocreales; Hypocreaceae
Product: glycoside hydrolase family 3
Exons: 4
Coding region: 136-2580 (814 amino acids)
Biological process (GO): glucan catabolic process
Molecular function (GO): beta-glucosidase activity
Source: RefSeq, a predicted model, not a curated record
GUAGCGGCGGCUGCGGCUGCCCAAGCCUGGGUUCCAGAUGGCUACUAUGUGCCGCCGUAUUAUCCUGCGCCGUACGGUGGAUGGGUGGAGGAUUGGCAAGAGAGUUAUACCAAGGCCAAGGCUCUGGUCGAUUCCAUGACUCUGGCAGAAAAGACCAAUAUCACUGCAGGAACUGGCAUCUAUAUGGGUGAGCGAUGUGCCGGAAACACAGGCUCUGCGUUUCGAGUUUCCUUUCCCCAGCUGUGUCUCAACGACAGCCCGGCGGGUGUCCGACAUGCGGACAAUGUAACAGCUUUUCCUGACGGAAUCACCGUCGGCGCAACGUUCGACAAGGCCCUCAUGUACAAGCGCGGCGUGGCCAUUGGAAAGGAGAACCGCGGAAAGGGCGUCAAUGUCUGGCUGGGACCAACUGUUGGGCCGAUAGGCCGCAAGCCAAAGGGCGGCCGCAACUGGGAAGGCUUCGGUGCUGAUCCUGUGCUCCAGGCCGUCGGUGCUCGAGAGACGAUCAAGGGCGUUCAAGAGCAGGGGGUCAUUGCGACUAUCAAACACUUUAUCGGCAACGAGCAGGAGAUGUACCGCAUGUACAAUCCCUUUCAAUACGCAUACAGCUCAAAUAUUGACGAUAGGACGCUGCAUGAAGUAUAUGCCUGGCCAUUCGCCGAGGGCAUCCGAGCGGGUGUUGGCGCCGUCAUGAUGGCUUACAAUGCUGUGAACGGGACUGCGUGCUCUCAACACCCAUAUCUUAUGAGUGCCCUUCUCAAGGAUGAGAUGGGCUUUCAAGGCUUCAUCAUGACCGACUGGCUCGCUCACAUGUCUGGCGUCGCUUCUGCCAUUGCCGGCCUGGAUAUGGACAUGCCUGGCGACGUUCAGAUUCCCUUCUUCGGCGGCUCAUACUGGAUGUAUGAGCUCACUCGGUCUGCUCUUAAUGGUUCGGUUCCCAUGGAUCGCAUCAACGACGCGGCUACACGCAUAGCCGCUGCGUGGUACAAGAUGGGCCAGGACAAGGGAUUCCCCGCGACGAAUUUCGACACCAACUCUCGUGCUGCCUUCAACCCGCUGUAUCCUGCCGCGCUGCCACUUUCGCCAUUUGGCAUCACAAACGAGUUUGUACCGGUCCAAGACGAUCACGACGUAAUUGCUCGCCAAAUUUCUCAGGAAGCAAUCACCCUGUUGAAGAACGACGGCGACAUCCUCCCUCUAUCGCCUUCGCAGCACCUCAAGGUUUUCGGCACCGAUGCUCAGAAAAACCCAGACGGCAUCAAUUCAUGCACAGAUCGCAAUUGCAACAAGGGAACUCUGGGCCAAGGAUGGGGCUCGGGAACUGUCGAUUACCCCUAUUUGGACGAUCCCAUCUCAGCUAUCACUGCAGAGGCCGACAAUGUCACGUUUUACAACACGGACAAGUUCCCUUCUGUCGGCGAAGUAUCAGAUAGCGACGUCGCCAUCGUCUUUGUCAACUCGGAUGCUGGCGAAAACACCUACACCGUGGAAGGCAACCACGGCGACCGUGACAAAUCCGGCUUGUACGCAUGGCACGACGGCGAUAAGCUUGUGCAGGACGCCGCGAGCAAGUUCAGCAACGUCAUUGUCGUGAUACACACUGUUGGCCCCCUGAUCCUCGAGAAGUGGAUCGAUCUGCCAUCCGUCAAGGCGGUGCUCGUCGCACAUCUGCCCGGCCAGGAAGCCGGCAAGUCUCUUACAAACGUCCUCUUUGGACACGCCUCGCCGUGCGGACACUUGCCUUAUUCCAUCACGAAAGAGGAGGACGACCUUCCCAAAAGCGUCACUACGCUCAUUGACUCGGAGUUCCUCAACCAGCCCCAAGACACAUACACAGAGGGUCUGUACAUUGACUACCGCUGGCUCAACAAGAACAAGACCAAGCCUCGCUACGCCUUUGGCCACGGUCUGAGCUACACAAACUUCACCUUCAAGGCAGCAUCCAUCAAACAGGUCGCCAGGCUGAGCGCAUACCCGCCGGCUCGCCCAGCCAAGGGCAGCACCCCCGAUUUUGCGCAAUCCAUUCCAUCCGCAAGCGAAGCCGUUGCGCCGUCAGGCUUCGGCAAGAUCCCCCGCUACAUCUACUCUUGGCUGUCGCAGGGCGAUGCCAACCGGGCCAUUUCAGACGGCAAGACGGGCAAGUAUCCGUAUCCCGACGGCUACUCUACCACCCAGAAGCCCGGCGCUCGCGCUGGCGGCGGCGAGGGAGGCAACCCCGCGCUCUGGGACGUUGCGUACAGCCUCACGGUGACGGUGCAGAAUACGGGCGAUGAGUAUGCUGGCAAGGCCUCCGUGCAGGCAUAUCUCCAAUUCCCGGACGAUAUCGACUACGAUACGCCAAUCAUUCAGCUCCGUGACUUUGAAAAGACAAAGGAGCUAAAGCCGGGGGAGACGACGACUGUGACGCUGACUCUUACACGCAAGGACGUCAGUGUGUGGGACGUGGUGGCGCAGGAUUGGAAGGUUCCUGCGGUUGACGGAGGGUAUAAGGUGUGGAUUGGGGAUGCCAGUGAUUCGUUAAGUAUUGUAUGUCAUACGGAUACGUUGGAGUGUGAGACUGGUGUUGUUGGGCCUGUGUAGGUAGGUAUAUGUCUGAUUAGCAUGCUAGAGCCAGUCGUUUGUGGCAUAUGAACGACCUUUUUCUG